CGGAUUGGCUCGGCUGGAAGUGUUCCGCUCUUUGCUGUCCCGAAGCUAAGCUAGCUGAGAGGAUGCCGUCGAUUGAAUACGACGACUCCAAGCCCAGCUGGGCAGACCAAGUCGAGGAAGAGGGAGAUGAAGGCACACUACCAUCCCCCAAGGAAACCAUCAAAGGAAAUAUAAAAACUGUCACUGAAUAUAAAAUAGAUGACGAGGGAAAGAAGUUCAAGAUUGUGCGGACCUUCAAGAUUGAGACAAGAAAAGCUUCUAAAGCUGUUGCCAGGAGAAAGAACUGGAAGAAAUUUGGCAACUCUGAGUUCGAUGCACCAGGUCCUAAUGUUGCCACCACCACAGUUAGUGAUGAUGUCUUCAUGACUUUCAUUUCCAGCAAAGAGGACUUGAACGCCCAAGACCAGGAUGAGGAUCCCAUGAAUAAACUGAAAGGACAGAAGAUUGUGUCUUGUCGUAUUUGCAAAGGCGACCAUUGGACCACCCGCUGUCCAUACAAGGACACCCUGGGCCCCAUGCAGAAGGAGCUGGCUGAACAGCUUGGGCUUUCCACUGCAGACAAGGAGAAGCCUGCUGGUUCUGCGGAACCAGAGCCUGCACAACCUGCGCAGAGCAAGACUGGGAAGUAUGUGCCCCCAAGUCUGAGGGAUGGAGGCACGCGAAGAGGGGAGUCCAUGCAGCCCAACCGUAGAGCUGAUGACAAUGCCACUAUUCGUGUGACCAAUUUGUCUGAGGACACCCGUGAGACAGACUUGCAGGAGCUCUUCAGACCAUUUGGCUCCAUCUCGAGGAUCUACCUGGCCAAGGACAAGAACACUGGGCAAUCAAAGGGAUUUGCCUUUAUCAGUUUCCACCGUCGGGAGGAUGCAGCCAGAGCAAUUGCAGGAGUGUCAGGAUUUGGAUAUGAUCAUCUUAUUCUCAAUGUUGAAUGGGCCAAACCGUCAAACAACUGAAGAAUCCAUCAGAAUUUAUCCGAGGAUGAUGCCAGAUUUUAUUGUGGUAAAAUGUGGUUACCUAAAUAAAGAAAAUCAAUGUUGCUACAAUUUCUUUGUCACCAUUUUCCUUGGAGUUUGCAUAGCUUAUACAUUUCCAGGCAACUUUUAUUCUGACCAGUUUUU
Molecule: messenger RNA, 1118 nt
Organism: Chelmon rostratus (copperband butterflyfish)
Lineage: Eukaryota; Metazoa; Chordata; Actinopteri; Chaetodontiformes; Chaetodontidae
Gene: eif3g
Product: eukaryotic translation initiation factor 3, subunit G
Exons: 10
Coding region: 63-953 (296 amino acids)
Cellular component (GO): eukaryotic translation initiation factor 3 complex; cytoplasm
Molecular function (GO): translation initiation factor activity; RNA binding
Source: RefSeq, a predicted model, not a curated record